Molecule: messenger RNA, 3293 nt
Organism: Mesoplodon densirostris (Blainville's beaked whale)
Lineage: Eukaryota; Metazoa; Chordata; Mammalia; Artiodactyla; Ziphiidae
Gene: ITGA2B
Product: integrin subunit alpha 2b
Exons: 30
Coding region: 1-3105 (1034 amino acids)
Biological process (GO): cell-matrix adhesion; angiogenesis; cell adhesion mediated by integrin
Cellular component (GO): integrin complex; external side of plasma membrane
Molecular function (GO): integrin binding
Source: RefSeq, a predicted model, not a curated record
AUGGCCAGAGCUUUGUGUCCACUUCAUGCCCUCUGGCUUCUGGAGUGGGUGCAGCUGCUCUUGGGACCCGGUGCUGCACCUCCAACCUGGGCCUUGAACCUGGACCCAGUGAGAUUCACCUUCUACACAGGCCCCAAUGGCAGCUACUUUGGGUUUUCAUUGGACUUCUACAAGGACAGCCGUGGGAGCGUGUCCAUCGUGGUGGGCGCCCCACGGACCCUGGGCCGCAGCCAGGAGGAGACAGGCGGCGUUUUCCUGUGCCCCUGGAAGGUCGAGGGCGACCAGUGUACCUCGCUGCCCUUCGACCUCGAUGAUGAGACGCGAAGCGCAGGCACCCAAACUUUCCAAACCUUCAAGGCCCGUCAAGGACUAGGGGCGUCGGUCGUUAGUUGGAGCGACAUCGUUGUGGCCUGCGCCCCAUGGCAGCACUGGAACGUCCUGGAAAAGGCCGAGGAGGCUGAGAAGACGCCCGUAGGUGGCUGCUUCGUGGCUCAGCUGCAGAACGGCGGCCGCGCGGAGUACUCACCCUGCCGGGCCAACAUCAUGAGCCGGGUUUACCAGAAAAAUUACUUCAGCGGAGACAAGCGCUACUGUGAAGCCGGCUUUAGCUCCGUGGUCACUCAGGCUGGGGAGCUGGUGCUUGGGGCCCCUGGUGGCUACUAUUUCCUAGGUCUCCUGGCGCGGGCUCCAAUUGCCGAUAUCAUCUCGAGUUACCGCCCGGCCACCCUCUUGUGGCACGUGCCCACCCAGCAGCUCACCUUCGACUACAGCCACCCAGAGUACUUCGACGGCUACCGGGGGUACUCGGUGGCUGUAGGCGACUUCGACGGGAAUCCAAACACUACAGAGUUUGUCUGCGGUGCCCCUACCUGGAGCUGGACCCUGGGAUCGGUGGAAAUUUUGGGCUCGUACCACCAGACGCUGCACCGGCUGCACGGAGAGCAGAUGGCUUCGUAUUUCGGGCACUCAGUGGCCGUCACUGACGUCAACAGGGACGGGAGGCAUGACCUCUUGGUGGGCGCGCCACUGUACAUGGAGAGCCGUGCUGGCCGCAAGCUGGCCGAGGUGGGGCGCGUGUACUUGUUCCUGCAGACUCGAGGCCCUCACGCGCUGGGCGCCCCCAGCCUCCUGCUGACCGGCACGCAGCUCUAUGGGCGAUUUGGCUCAGCCAUCGCGCCUCUGGGCGACCUCAAUCGGGAUGGCUACAACGAUGUUGCCGUGGCCGCCCCCUAUGGGGGUCCCAGAGGUCAAGGCCAAGUGCUGGUGUUCCUGGGUCAGAGUGAGGGACUUAACUCACACCCUUCCCAGGUCCUGGACAGCCCCUUCCCCACAGGCUCUGGCUUUGGCUUCUCCCUUCGAGGUGCCACAGACAUCGAUGACAAUGGAUACCCAGACCUGCUGGUGGGAGCUUAUGGGGCCAACAAGGUUGUUGUGUACAGGGCUCAGCCGGUGGUGAUGGCCACUGUCCAGCUGCUGGUGCAAGAUUCGCUGAAUCCUGCUGUGAAGAAUUGUGUCCUGCCCCUGACCGGGACACCAGUGAGCUGCUUUGACAUCCAGAUGUGUGUGGGAGCCACUGGACACAACGUUCCCAAGAAGCUGCGCCUAAAUGCUGAGUUGCAGCUGGACCGGCAGAAGCCCCGCCAGGGCCGGAGGGUGCUACUGCUGGCCUCUCAACAGGCGGGCACCAUCCUGGGCCUGGAUCUGAGCGGGAGGCACGGCCCCACCUGCCACACCACCAAGGCCUUCCUCCGAGAUGAGGCCGACUUCCGGGACAAGCUGAGCCCCAUCGUGCUCAGCCUCAAUGUGUCCCUGCAGCCUGAGAAGGAUGGACUAGCCCCAGCUCUCAUGUUGCAUGGAGACACCCACAUCCAGGAACAGACCCGCAUCGUUCUGGACUGUGGGGAAGACGACCUGUGUGUGCCGCAGCUCCAGCUCACUGCCAGCGUGACAGGCUCCCCGCUCCUCAUUGGAGCCGAUAACGUGCUGGAGCUGCAGAUGGAAGCGGCCAACGAGGGUGAGGGAGCCUACGAGGCUGAGCUGGCUGUGCACCUGCCUCCAGGCGCACACUACAUGCGGGCCCUCAGCAACAUCGAGGGCUUUGAGAGGAUCAUCUGUAACCAGAAGAGGGAGAAUGAGACCAAGGUGGUGCUGUGUGAGCUGGGCAACCCCAUGAAGAGGAACGCCUGGAUAGGAAUCACGAUGUUGGUGAGUGUGGGGAACCUGGAAGAGUCUGGGGAGCACGUGUCCUUCCGGCUGCAGAUCAGGAGCAAGAACAGCCAGAAUCCAAACAGUGAGAUGGUGAUGCUGGAUGUGCCAGUUCGGGCAGAGGCCCAUGUGGAGCUGAGAGGGAACUCCUUUCCAGCCUCCCUGGUGGUGGCAGCAGAAGAAGGCAAGAGGGAGAACAGCUCGGACAGCUGGGGCCCCAAAGUGGAGCACACCUAUGAGCUCCACAACAAUGGCCCUGGUGCUGUAAAUGGCCUCCGCCUCAACCUCCGCCUCCCUGGCCAGUCCCAGCCCUCCGACCUUCUCUACAUCCUGGAUAUACAGCCCCGGGGAGGCCUUCAGUGCUCCCCACACCCGUCUCCCAACCCCCUCAAGCUGGACUGGGGGCUGCCCACCUCCAGCCCUUCCCCGGCCCAUCACCAGCGGGACCGCAGACAGGCACUCCUGCCAGAGCAGGAGCAGCCCUCGAGGCUUCAAGGUCCAGUUUUUGUGAGCUGCGAUUCGGCGCCCUGUACUGUGGUGCAGUGUGAGCUGCAGGAGAUGGCGCGCGGGCAGCGGGUCAUGGUCACGGUGCUGGCCUUCCUGUCGCUGCCCAUUCUCCGCCAGAGGCCCCUGGAUCAGUUUGUGCUGCAGUCGCACGCUUGGUUCAACGUCUCCUCCCUUCCCUACGCCGUGCCCGCCCUCAGCCUGCCCAGCGGGGAAGCUCUGGUGCAGACACAGCUGCUUCGGGUCUUGGAGGAGAGAGACAUUCCAAUCUGGUGGGUGCUGGUAGGCGUGCUGGGUGGCCUGCUGUUGCUCACGUUCCUGGUCCUGGCCAUGUGGAAGGUUGGCUUCUUCAAGCGGAAUCGGCCACCCUUAACAGAAGAUGAUGAAGAGGAGUGAUGAGCCCGUGCAUCUCUGUCCUAGCAGGAAGGCUGGGGGUGACGCCUGCUCUGUUGCUUCUUCUCCAGCAAGUGCCCCCCAGCUCUGGUCACCCAUGGGUUGGAGCUGUUCCAUGGAGGGCUCCUGAUGUUCUUCCCCACCCAACAGAGCCAGGUCACCCCCUUUCCUCCUGCCUAAUAAAGAGGUUG